Danio rerio (zebrafish) is the source of this 6349-nucleotide messenger RNA. The record is from RefSeq and is a predicted model, not a curated record. Lineage: Eukaryota; Metazoa; Chordata; Actinopteri; Cypriniformes; Danionidae.
UUGUGGUGACUUUACGGUGAGCCAGGGACGAGUCUGUCUGUACUCCUGAAUGACUGCAAGUGAACAUGAUGGCUGAACUCAGGUUUUGGCUGUGCCUCUUUAUUUUGGCAUGCGUGAGGAUACGCCACACACAUGGCUGGUUCUGGUUUGAUGACUCCAAGGAAAUUGAGAAGGGCGUGCAGACACCAGCAUACCUGACCACCGUAGGGCCCACAUCCCUGCCGAGGACAGAACCAUCCAGAACAACAGGUACAAGUGCUUCUGUAACUGAAGAGGUCGCGAAAGAGGUCAGUUUUGAAGGGGAACCGGAGGUCAGAUCCAGGUCUGGAUUGGGGAUUGAGUCCGGAUCCGGAUCUGGAUCAUCCAGUUUUGAAAGACAGCAUGAAUAUUUAACAUCAUCCGACAAAAUUUGGGGUAUUAUUGAUGACAAUUCUAGUUUGCAUAAUCAAGUGACCAAAGUGGACCAGACGGAUGGACUUGACCCAGCAAACAGUCGAUUUAAUGAAGGCGUUAAUGUUUCUUUCACAAAUAUUACUGCUAAAAAUAAUGUAAAUGAGAGUAAUUUUGCAGAGCAUGCUAACACGACGUUGUAUUCCUCUGAAUACGCUGUCUCAGAUAAUGCACUAACCAUUGAAAGCCAAUUUUUAAUAGCCAGCAUGCCAGCAUCCUUCGAACCCCUGCGCUGCUUGCCGGUCGAUUCUGGUUUGCCGUUUUGCACCAGAAGGGGAGUGGAGAGUUUCUCUGUGCCAAAUUUUCUAAAUCAAAGCAGCGUGGAGGAAGUUCGGAUGGUUUUGACCGAAUGGGCAUGGCUUUUGAGGUCAGGCUGUCAUCAUAGUUUGGAAUGGUUUUUCUGCCUGCUGUUGACCCCGCGGUGUGGCCACUCUGGAUCUCUGCUGCCCUGUCGCAGUUCUUGUGAGGUCCUGCAGGACAGUUGCUGGACACUCCUGGACGAGGGCCGCCUCCCUGUGGAGUGCAAAUCUCUGCCUGAAGAGAAGCAUGAUGGGUAUCGGUGCUUGUCAGUUAGUAACCUGAAAGAAGAAAGUGGAGUGUCGCUGUUGCAACUAAUUGGCGAUCCUCCACCCAACGGCGUCUCCAAAGUCUUCGACCAAGCAAACAGUCCUGGAUAUGUGUUUGGACCAAGCUCAAAUGUGGGUCAGUCUGCUGCAGCCCACCUGCCCAAUCCCUUCUACCGCGAUUUCUCCCUCAUCUUCAAUAUAAAACCCACAUCCUCCAAGCCUGGCGUGAUCUUCUCCAUCACUGACCCCACUCAGAACAUCAUGUAUGUUGGCGUGAAGCUGUCGGCGGUGGAAAGAGGCAAACAGUCCAUUAUCUUCUACUACACCGAGCCUGAUUCGCAGAGCUCCUAUGAGGCGGCCAGAUUCUCUGUUUCCUCCAUGUUGAACAUAUGGACGCGCUUUUCCAUCAGCGUUUUGAACGAGCAGGUUUCUCUCUACUUUAACUGCGACUCGGAUCCUCAGGUUGUCAAUUUCGAGCGCUCGCCUGAUGAUAUGGACAUGGAUGCUGGCGCUGGAGUGUUUGUGGGACAUGCCAGUGGAGCAGACCCGGAUAAGUUUUUGGGUGUUAUUGGUGAUCUGAGGGUGUCGAGAGACCCUGGGGCGGCUGAACGGCACUGUGAAGAAGAGGAGGAUGACUAUGCAACAGAGGCAUCAGGUGAUUACGGAGCAAGUGGAGAUGGAGAGCAGCCAUCACCAGUUCAGCCAACACCUCCAUCAUCUCGGCCAAUCCAGCGGCCACCGGUGAUUAGCAGGGAUCCUAUACAGCGGCCACCGGUGAUUAGCAGGGAGCCUAUACAGCAGACAGUUGCAAGAGGAGAGAAGGGUGACAGAGGGGAGAAGGGUGCUAAAGGUGACAGGGGUCUUGCUGGGCCAAAGGGUGAUGUGGGGUCUGGAUCAGUGUCUGGUGGAGGAUCAAAAGGAGACAAGGGCGUCCCAGGAGAGAAAGGAAUGAAGGGCACUUCUGGUUUUGGUUAUCCUGGAUCUAAGGGUGACCGUGGCCCCCCUGGACCUCCAGGACCUCCGGGUCCCCAAGGGCCCAGUGCAGAGGUAGAGGUGCGGGGCGAUGGGUCAGUUGUGCAGAAAGUCACAGGACCAAGAGGACCACCUGGACCCCAAGGACCCCCUGGUCCCCCUGGACCUGAAGGGGAGCCGGGUGACCCUGGUGAAGAUGGAAAAGCUGGCCAAGUUGGACCUUCUGGUUUUCCUGGAAAUCCUGGGAAUCCUGGACCCAAAGGAGAUAAGGGAGAUCGAGGUGAAAGUCAGCCAGGACCCCGUGGGCCGCCUGGUCCUCCCGGCCCACCAGGACCCUCCUCUGGCUUUGAUAGACCUACGUUUGUGGACAUGGAGGGCUCUGGAUUUGAUAUGGACAGUGUGCGGGCAGUGCCUGGUUUGCCUGGUCCACCUGGUCCUCCUGGUCCCCCUGGUCCCCCUGGCUCUGCAUCUUCAGGCUCUGGUGGUUUUGGGCCACCUGGUCCUCCUGGGCAAAAUGGGGCGCCAGGUCAGCCGGGACUUUCGGGUGUACCAGGUGCUGAUGGAAAACCAGGCUUACCUGGUCCAAAAGGAGAGAAGGGUGAUGCCGGUGAGCUGGGCCUUCCUGGACCGGUGGGAGAGAAGGGUGCCAAAGGUUCUUCUGGUCCCCCUGGCACCACUGGGAUUGGUGGGCCUGCUGGUCUUCCAGGACCAAUUGGACCUAUUGGACUUCCAGGACCACCUGGUCCUCCUGGACCAAGCUUUAAUGUUGGUUUUGAUGACAUGGAAGGUUCUGGUGUUCACUUCAGUUCAGUACCUGGAGUAAGAGGACCAGUUGGAAUCCCGGGGCCACCUGGUGUCCCAGGGCCACAGGGUCAGCCUGGAUUCCCAGGGCUUCCUGGUGAGAAAGGCAGUUUAGGAGCUCAGGGAAAUGAUGGUCUUCCUGGUGCAGAUGGCUUCCCUGGACCACAGGGACCAAAGGGCGACAAAGGAGAGCGAGGCGACAGGGGUGAACCUGGUCGAGAUGGACAUGGUCAUCCAGGCCAACCAGGCCCUCCUGGACCACCUGGACAGAUUAUUUAUCGCUACUCUGAACAUUAUGAUGAAGUUGGAGGAACGGGGGCUCAGGGUGGUUCUGGUGUUCCUGGCCAAGCAGGAUUCCCAGGCCCAAUGGGACCAAAGGGUGACAGAGGUGAGCCUGGUCUUCCAGGCUAUGACAUUAAGGGGGAGAAAGGAGAACCUGGACUUAUUCUUGGACCUGAUGGAAAUCCACUUUACCUUGGUGGAUUGACAGGACAGAAGGGUGAGAGAGGUAUUUCUGGACCAGUCGGACCUCCUGGUCCAGCAGGACCUCCUGGUGCAAAAGGUGAAUUCGGAAUGCCAGGCAGACCUGGUCGUCCAGGUGUGAACGGAUAUAAAGGAGAGAAGGGAGAGCCAAGUUCAGGCUCUGGAUAUGGUUACCCGGGUCCCCCUGGUCCCCCAGGACCCCCUGGUCCCCCCGGACCCGCUGUGCCCUUGGACAGAUUUGGCAGAUAUGAAGAUUAUGCAAGGCUCUAUCCAGCUACGAAAGGAGAGAAAGGAGACCAAGGAGCUCCUGGCAUUCCCGGAUCGCCAGGUUUUUCCACAAACUUUGAUAUAUAUUCACUCAAGAAUGAGAUGAAGGGUGAGCGGGGAGAGUCUGGUCUUAAAGGAGAGAAAGGAGAACCAGGAGGUGGAUUUUAUGACCCUCGUUUUGGAGCUGUACAAGGACCACCAGGGAACCCAGGACCUGCUGGACCUAAAGGAGACUCAAUCAGAGGCCCACCUGGACCCCAGGGCCCACCAGGAACACCCGGGGUUGGUUAUGAUGGUCGACCAGGUAAUCCAGGACCUCCUGGACCACCUGGUCCACCAGGGUCCCCAUCACUGCCAGGACCCUAUAGGCCACCACUCAGUAUUCCUGGACCUCCAGGUCCUCCUGGCCCACCUGGAAUUCCUGGCACUGGAUCAGGGGUGACUGUCCUGAGGUCUCAUGACAUAAUGAUUGCUACAGCACGCAGACAGACAGAAGGGACUCUGAUUUACAUUCUGGACAGAAACGAUCUCUACCUCAGAGUUCGGGACGGUGUUAGACAAGUGAUGCUUGGGGAUUAUAAACCUCUUUAUGGAGAGCUGGACAAUGAAGUGGCAGCAGUCCAGCCACCCCCUGUUGUUCACUAUUCCCAGGACCACACGGCUAACAAUGGCGCAGAGCAGAUUUCUCCACCACACCAGCCUAUUGAUUUCCCAACGAGAGAGCAGGAGAACAGAAACCCCAACCCGCAACCUGACCCCCGAUACCCGGAUCCACGAUACCCACCAUACACUGACAACAGAUACACCGAUCCUGUAGAGCCCAACAUCAGAUAUCCUGUUCAACCCGAGAGGAAUCCAAUCACUCCAGCCCGCCGUCCUAUCCCUCCUGUCAAUCAGCCAGGAGGCCACGCCCACACCCACACUUCCGGACCAGGGUUGCAUCUUAUUGCUCUGAAUUCUCCACAAGUGGGCAACAUGAGAGGCAUUCGCGGGGCAGACUUCAUGUGCUUCCAGCAGGCACGGGCCGUUGGCAUGAAGGGAACGUUCAGAGCCUUCCUGUCCUCCAAACUCCAGGAUCUCUACAGUAUCGUCCGCAGAUCUGACAGAGAGACAUUACCAAUUGUUAACCUAAAGGAUCAAGUCCUCUUCAGCAGCUGGGAGUCUCUCUUCAGUGACUCAGAGAGCAGGAUGAAGGACAAUGCACCCAUCUACUCGUUUGAUGGCAGAGAUGUCCUGAGGGACAGUGCCUGGCCAGAGAAGAUGAUUUGGCACGGAUCGGAUGGCAGGGGUCACAGGCAAACGGAUAACUACUGCGAGACAUGGAGGGCCGGAGACCGCGCUGUCACAGGCCUGGCCUCGUCCCUGCAGGCUGGUCAACUCCUCCAGCAGACCUCCAGCAGCUGCUCCAGCUCCUACAUCGUGCUGUGCAUCGAGAACAGCUACAUGACACAGUCCAAGAAAUAAAGCCGUCCGAAAGAGCCUUUGAAAACUCAACACUUCAGUCAUACAGGCCCAGAUUUUGCUCCAGUAGAUGCCUGUAUCUAAUGAAUGGAAAUGUUAAAGAGUAAAUUAAACUGAGUCUGCCUUAAGGAGAAUUUGCCAGUCAUCUAUUCGCCGUAACGCCAAAGGUUGAACGUGGAGGUGUUUGCUCUUUCUCAGGGCACUGGCACAUCUUUUUCAGGGGGUUAAACCAGAGAAGUGAGGCCAACUGAGGCAGUUUUUUUUAACUGUAUCCAUAUAAAAUUUUGUAUAUGAAUUGUUUGUCUUCUGUGUUGUUGUUUUUUUUUUUUUGAAAAAUGUCUUAAUUGGUAUAUUUAACCAAUUUUAGCUAUAUUUUUUUGUGCAACCAUUUUCCUUCAAGGUUAUGUUGGAUAUCGAGGAGCAAACCUUGACAUAGUUUUAGAAUUUGAAAAGAGAAAGUAUUUAUUUUGCAAUAAAGAGAGCUAAAAUAUGAUUUGAAACCACAAAGCAUAUUUGUUUGCUAUUUUAGCAAGCACAUUUUUGCUACUUCAACAGAUGUAAGACUGAAGUGUAGCUUAUAAAUGGCUGCUCUCUAAAAACCUCUAGUGGGCAAAGAGAAAUGCCUUAAAUAAUUCAACGCUUACCCCUCAAGAGUGUUUUGUACAAAACAAAUGAUUUGAUCUGUUGCAUCUAUGGAAUCACUGUGUUUUUUUUUUCUAUUGUGAUUAAUGUGAAAUUUCAUAUGGACAUCUGAGUGUCAUUAUUUUACUCUUCUGGUUGAUUCCAGAAGUUUCCAUGAGUAACGGGAAUGGGAAGCUGAAUAGUAUUUGUAACAAAUAUUUUAAGGAAAAAAAUUCUGUUACUAAAAAAUAGUGGUUACAUGUCCCAUAAUUCAAAGGCAUUGGUUGCAUUCGGUGCUUUUUGCUGAUGAAACAGCUGCUGACAGUGUUGUUUGGGAGAGACAGAUGUGUUUUAUGAAGACACUUUAUCUUCUAUCCAUAUGGAAUUUCAGACACCUAAUCCACUCUAGUGCUACUGAUGUGUUCAGCACAACCCUGUGGGCUUCUAGUCUUUUUUUCUUUCUUUCCUUUUGUACUAGUAUGUGCUGCAUCAUGUCUCGGAGGCACUGACAUUUUUUAUUUUUCAUUAGCCACAAUAAUUUUGGCACCACUUCUUGUGUAUUAAAAUCUAUUUCCUUAAAACCUACACAUAUCUUAGACUAUGUUGUCUGUUCAUGCACAAUAUUAACAUAUCGGAUGUCGUUCACAAGCCAUUUCAUAUCAUGAUUGUUUACUGUUCACUGACUGUUUACUAAAAAAAAAAAUAAAGGUACAUUUUUCCUCUUCAAA